Molecule: messenger RNA, 2898 nt
Organism: Henningerozyma blattae CBS 6284
Lineage: Eukaryota; Fungi; Ascomycota; Saccharomycetes; Saccharomycetales; Saccharomycetaceae
Product: metalloendopeptidase
Exons: 1
Coding region: 1-2898 (965 amino acids)
Biological process (GO): peptide catabolic process
Cellular component (GO): cytosol; mitochondrion
Molecular function (GO): metal ion binding; metalloendopeptidase activity
Source: RefSeq, a predicted model, not a curated record
AUGUCUACACCUUAUAAGACUUAUAACCUUAAUUUUGCUAAACCUGAUUUAGACGAUAGAAAUUAUCGCUUUAUUGAAUUGCCAAAUAGCUUAAAAGUUUUACUUAUUCAAGAUGCUACUACAGACAAGGCAGCAGCUUCAUUAGAUGUCAAUAUAGGUGCAUUUGAAGAUCCAGAAGGCUUACCGGGCCUAGCACAUUUUUGUGAACAUUUGUUGUUCAUGGGCUCUGAAAAAUAUCCCGAUGAGAACGAAUAUUCAAGUUUCCUAAGUACCAAUGGUGGGUCAUAUAAUGCAUACACUGGUGCUUUAAAUACCAAUUAUUUUUUUGAAAUUAAUUAUGAACAUUUGGAAGGUGCAUUAGAUAGAUUUUCAGGAUUCUUUUCCCGUCCUUUAUUUAGUAAGGAUUCCACUGAUAAAGAAAUUAAUGCUGUUGAUAGUGAAAACAAGAAAAAUUUACAAAGUGAUGUCUGGAGAAUGUACCAACUAGAUAAAUCUUUAUCAAAUAGAAAACAUCCUUACCAUAAAUUUUCUACAGGUAAUAUACAAACAUUGGGUACAAUUCCAAACGAACAAGGCCUAGACAUUAGAGAUGAGUUAUUAAAAUUCUAUAAUAAUUCCUAUUCUGCUAAUUUGAUGAAAUUAACCAUUUUAGGUAGAGAAGAUCUAGAUAUUUUGGGUGAUUGGGCAUAUUCCAUGUUUAAAGACGUUAAAAACCUAAACCGUGAGUUACCAGUUUAUGAAGAAAAAAUGCUUACUGAAGAAUAUUUAAUGCAAAUUAUUAAUAUUAAGCCAGUUCAAGAUAUGAGAAAAUUGGAACUUUCAUUUACAGUGCCCGACUUAGAUAAAGAAUGGGAAUCUAAAACUCCUAGAAUUUUAAGCCAUUUACUUGGUCAUGAAGGGUCUGGCUCAUUAUUAGCUCAUUUGAAAUGUUUAGGUUGGGCCACAGAAUUAGCCGCCGGUGGCCACACUAUAUCUGACGAUAAUGCAGUUUUUUCAGUGGAUAUAGACCUAACUGAAGAAGGAUUUAACCAUUAUGAGGAUGUUACAGUGGCUAUUUUCCAAUAUAUUAAUAUGUUAAAAGAUACCUUACCACAAGAAUGGAUUUAUGAUGAAUUACAAGCAAUUGCUAAUGCUGAGUUUAAAUUUAAACAAAAGACAAGCCCAUCCGGUACAGUUUCGUCAUUAUCAAAGGCUUUAGAAAAGGAAUAUAUCCCAGUAGAAAAAAUCCUUGCUACUAGUUUAUUUUCUAAAUAUGAGCCUGAACUUCUUAUGAAUUAUAUAAAUGAAUUAACUCCAUAUAAUUCACGUUUAAGUCUUAUCUCUAAGGAUGUAGAAACAGAUGAAGUUGAAGAAUGGUAUGGUACGGAAUAUAAAUCGAUAACCUAUCCUAAGAAAUUUAUAAAAAGACUCGAACGUGCAGGUUUUAACAAGAAUUUAUAUUUACCAAAUCCAAAUGAUUUUGUUGCCACGAAUUUUGAUGUUAAGAAAAUAGAUAAUAUAACACCGAUCGAUGAACCAUAUUUAUUAAAAGAUGACCAAGUCAGUAAAUUAUGGUUUAAGAAGGAUGAUAGAUUUUGGCAACCACGGGGUUAUAUUCAUAUCUUUACAAAAUUACCACAUUCUCACGCUAGUAUCACCAAUUCAAUGUUAACUUCAUUAUAUGUUCAAUUAGUCAAUGAUCAAUUGAAAGAUCUUCAAUAUGAUGCAUCAUGUGCUAGUUUGGAUAUUUCAUUUUCCAAGACAGGCCAAGGUUUAGAUAUUACAGUAAGUGGAUUUAAUCAUAAAAUCCUAAUUUUAUUAGAAAGCUUUCUAAAAGGUAUUAAAAAUUUUAAGUUGGAAAAAUCCAGAUUUUUAAUAUUCCAAGAGAAAUAUAUACAACAAUUGAAGAAUAUGUUAUUCCAAGUUCCCUAUGGCCAGGUAUCUCACUAUUAUAAUUAUGUUAUCGAUGAUAGAGCUUGGUCUAUAAAAGAGAAAUUGUCUACCAUGCAAAAAUUAACAUUUGAAGAUCUUGAAAAUUUCUUACCAACUAUUUUUAAUGAAGUAUAUUUCGAAUCUUUAGUGCACGGUAAUUUUGAAAAAUCUGAUGCAGCUGAAGUUAAUCAAUUGGUCGAAAAAUACAUCUCAGGGUCAAUUCACAAUCCACAAAUUAGAAAUGAUAGAUUAAGAUCAUACGUUCUACAAAAAGGAGAAACUUACAGAUAUGAAACAUUAUUAGAGGAUCCAGAAAACGUUAAUUCUUGCAUUCAGCACGUUACUCAAAUUGGUCUUUACAACGAUAGAUUAGCUGCGUUGAGUAGUUUGUUUGCUCAGAUAAUUAAUGAGCCGUGCUUCAAUAUUUUAAGAACAAAAGAACAAUUAGGAUAUGUGGUUUUCAGUUCAAGCCUAAAUAACUAUGGUACUACAAAUAUCAGAAUCCUAGUUCAAUCAGAACAUACUACAGAAUAUUUAGAAUGGAGAAUUGAUGAAUUUUAUAAAUCAGUGAAAACAAUUCUAACUCAAAUGGCACCUGAAACAUUUGAAAAUCAUAAAGAUGCUUUAUGCAAGACAUUAUUGCAAAAAUAUAAGAAUAUGAAAGAAGAAAGCAGUAGAUAUAGUAAUUCAAUUUUUAAUGGUGAUUACGAUUAUUUAUUGCGCCAAAACAAGGCAAAGCUGGUAUCAAAGUUUUCCAAAUCAGAUAUUUUACAAUUUUAUGAUGAAUAUAUUGUUAAUGAAAACAGUUCUAAAUUAAUCAUUCAUUUGAAAUCUCAAAUUAGCGAAACUAAAAAAGAUGAACCCAAAUUGGAUAGAACAAAAUAUCCUACAGGUGAGUUGAUAGACGACGUUGCUGAGUUUAAAUCAAACCAAUUCAUUGCUCCCGCUCAUAAACCAGUUAAGAAAUUUCAAGUCCAGGAAAACUGA